This is a messenger RNA of Drechmeria coniospora, 3261 nucleotides long. Its product is annotated as sodium P-type ATPase. Gene Ontology annotation, cellular component: plasma membrane. The transcript is spliced from 4 exons. The record is from RefSeq and is a predicted model, not a curated record. Gene Ontology annotation, molecular function: ATP binding; ATP hydrolysis activity; P-type calcium transporter activity. Lineage: Eukaryota; Fungi; Ascomycota; Sordariomycetes; Hypocreales; Ophiocordycipitaceae. Gene Ontology annotation, biological process: intracellular calcium ion homeostasis; calcium ion transmembrane transport. The coding region runs from base 1 to 3261 and encodes 1086 amino acids.
AUGAGCGGCGGCAAGGAUGCGAUUGCCUCGGAGCAUGUCUCCGGACAGUCCAACAAGCCCAUGUCGGCUCCGGCCCACGCUCUCACCAUCGAACAAGCCGUCCAGGAGCUCAAGGCCAAUGUUGAGAUUGGUCUCAGCACCGAAGAGGCGAAAACCCGCUUGGCCGAGUAUGGCCGCAACGAGUUUGGCGAGCAAAAAGGCGUCCAGCCGGUCAAGAUUUUGAUCGGCCAGAUCGCCAACGCCUUGACUCUGGUACUCAUACUCGCCAUGGCAGCCUCGUUUGGCAUCCAAUCGUGGAUUGAGGGAGGCGUCAUUUCCGCCGUCAUCGUUUUGAACAUUGUUGUCGGCUUCUUCCAGGAGCUCAAGGCCGCAAAGACCAUGGACUCGUUGCGGUCCCUCAGCUCUCCCACGGCCCAGGCCAUCCGGAACGGCAACAAUGAAACCGUCGUCACGGCCGAGAUUGUGCCCGGCGAUGUCGUCGAGGUCAAGACGGGCGAUACCAUUCCCGCCGACAUGAGGCUCGUCGAAGCCGUAAACUUUGAGACCAACGAAGCGCUCCUGACGGGGGAGUCUCUUCCGGUACGCAAGGAGACUGCUCCGACGUACGCAAACGACACGGGGCCCGGUGAUCGCCUCAACGUCGCCUACAGCUCCUCCACCGUGACCAAGGGCCGUGCCCGAGGCGUCGUGUUCGCCACGGGGCUCUCAACCGAAAUUGGCCAGAUCGCUGCCGCCCUUCGAGGCAAGUCUUCUCGUCGACGUGAGCCCAAGCGCCGCGAGGACGGCACGACCCAUUUCGGCCGGUGGCUCCAAGCCUGGACCCUGACCUUUUCCGAUGCCGUCGGCCGCUUCCUCGGCGUCAACGUGGGAACGCCGCUGCAAAGGAAGCUCUCCAAGCUCGCGCUGCUGCUUCUCGGCGCGGCCGUUGUCUGCGCCAUCAUCGUGCUCGCCGCCAACAAGUUCGACGCCGAUCAGGAAGUCAUCAUUUACGCCGUCGCCACGGGUCUUUCCAUGAUCCCCGCCUCCCUCAUCGUCGUCUUGACCAUCACCAUGGCGGCUGGCACGAAGCGCAUGGUGCAGCGUCACGUCAUCGUGCGCAACCUGAAGAGCCUCGAAGCCCUCGGCGCGGUUUCUAACAUUUGCUCGGACAAGACGGGCACCCUCACCCAGGGCACCAUGGUUGUCAGGAAGGCCUGGAUUCCCGGCCGCGGCACCUACUCGGUCGGCACCACGAGCGAACCCUUCAACCCGACCCUCGGGCACCUCGGCCUCGACAAGGCGCAGCCCAAGGAUAUCAGCGUCCGCGGCGCAGAAGCCGAUGGCGAAGCCGUGCACGGCCCGGGGCUCGUGGCCACGGAUGCCGCUCUCCGGGCCUAUCUCAACGUCGCCUCGCUCGCCAAUCUCGCCUCGGUGAACCAAGUGGACGGUGAAUGGCGCGGACGAGGUGACCCGACCGAGGUCGCCAUGCAAGUGUUUGCCACUCGGUUCGACUGGAACCGCCUCCGCCUGUCCGCGGGCGAGUCGGCGCCGUGGCGGCAGAUUGCUGAGUUUCCCUUUGACUCGGACGUGAAGAAGAUGUCCGUCAUUUUCGAGAAGCAGGAGAGCGAAAAGCAAUACGUCUUCACCAAGGGUGCCGUCGAGCGCGUCCUCGCCUCGUGUCCCCGCUUCGCCGACGGCGACGAGAUCAAGGACCUCGGCGAGAGCACGAGGUCCGACGUCCUGGCCAACAUGGAAGCCAUGGCCCGCCUCGGCCUCCGCGUCCUCGCGCUCGCCGACAGGGAAGACGCCCGCCGCGUCGCCGUCAACGAGGCCGAGCUCGAGCGGGGAGAGUUUGAGAGGGAUCUCGUCUUCCGCGGCCUCAUCGGACUGUACGAUCCUCCGCGGCCCGAGUCGGCUCCGUCGGUCAAGAUGUGUCACGAAGCCGGCAUCAGCGUGCACAUGCUGACGGGUGACCAUCCCGAGACGGCGCGUGCCAUCGCGCUCGAGGUCGGCAUCCUGCCGUCGCGAAUGAACGAGAUCGCCGCCGACGUGGCGAAGACGAUGGUGAUGACGGCCUCCGACUUUGACAAGCUGACGGACCAGGAGAUUGAUGAAAUCCCCCACCUUCCUCUCGUCGUUGCCCGGUGCGCUCCGCAGACAAAGGUGCGCAUGAUCGAAGCCCUCCACCGCCGCAAGGCCUUUGUCGCCAUGACGGGAGACGGCGUCAACGACUCGCCGAGCCUCAAACGGGCGGAUGUCGGCAUCGCCAUGGGCCUCGCCGGCUCCGACGUGGCCAAGGAAGCGUCGGACAUUGUGCUGAUGGACGACAACUUCGCCUCGAUCCUCAACGCCGUCGAGGAAGGCCGACGGAUGUUUGACAACAUCCAAAAGUUCAUCCUUCACGUCUUGGCCGAGAACAUCGCGCAGGCCUGCACCCUGCUCAUCGGGCUCGCCUUCAAGGAUCGCCGCGGCCUCUCCGUCUUCCCGCUGGCGCCGGUGGAGAUUCUCUGGAUCAUCAUGAUCACCUCGGGCAUGCCCGACAUGGGCCUCGGGUUCGAGAUUGCCGCGCCGGACAUCCUGCAGCGACCGCCUCAGAAUCUGAAGCAAGGCGUCUUCACGCCCGAGCUUCUCGUGGACAUGGUCGUCUACGGCCUUUGGAUGUCGGCGCUGUGCCUCUCGUCAUUUGUCCUCGUCCUGUACGGCUUUGGCAACGGCGCGGCCGACAUUGGCGACAACUGCAACAACGCGUACUCGGAGGAGUGCAAGGUCGUCUUCCGGGCGCGCGCCACGACGUUUGCCUGCCUCACGUGGUUCGCCCUCUUCCUCGCGUGGGAGAUGGUCAACCUGCGCCGGUCGUUUUUCCGGAUGCAGCCGAAGAGCAAGAAGCACUUGACGCAGUGGAUGACGGACGCAUGGCGCAACCAGUUCCUGUUCUGGGCCAUCGUCGCGGGCUUCGUCACCAUGUUCCCGAUCCUCUACAUCCCGGGCCUCAACACGGUCGUCUUCAAGCACGCCGGCAUCAGCUGGGAGUGGGGCAUCGUUUUCGUCGAGUCGGUGCUGUUCUUUCUCGGCAUCGAGGGGUGGAAGUGGGCGAAGAGAAUCUACUUUCGGCGCCGGGCAAGGCAGGCCGGUCGGUUCAAGGCCGAUCUCCACACGCGCGUCUUCGGCCGCUACUUCCACGAGGCCGACUUCAGCGGCGACGAGGAGGCGGCCACCAUGACCGAGAGCGAGAAGACGGGCCGCGGAACGGGCGUCGGCGAGAUGGACGAGAAGGCUCGAUGA